This is a messenger RNA of Dovyalis caffra, 268 nucleotides long. The record is from the annotation of a GenBank genome assembly. Lineage: Eukaryota; Viridiplantae; Streptophyta; Magnoliopsida; Malpighiales; Salicaceae.
UCGAAAGCAAGCAAGAGGGAGCAACAAACAAAUUCCAAUCGGAAGCAAGCAAAAUGGAUUGAUGAUCGAAAGAAACCAAGUCGUAGGUUCGUUCUAGCUACGAGCGGUAAGCUAGAAACCAAGAGGAAAAGAGAACCAAAGGAAACCAAGCCAACCAAGAGGAAGAAAGGAGGCCAAAUGAACUUGCUAAGGAAAGGAAAGACUAUGGAAGAUUCAACCAACGAGCCCUUCAACAAGAUGAUGACAAAACAAGAGACAGGAAAGAAGA